AUGCUGUCUGUCCGCAACACUCUUCUUUGCUUGAUGGCCACCUCUGCAACCGUUCACGCCGAGCGAUUAACUGUCGUCUGGUCAAGUGGGGGCUUUUCAACGAUUUCCGGCCCCACUGGCAAUGAGCAUGGCCAUAACAGUGGCUUUUCGAUCCUAAACGAGGCCGGUGAUGCUAUCUACUACCAGAGUCACCCCGACAACCAUGCACCUUGCUAUAACACCGGCGACGGCCGCGAGUUUACCAUUGAGGGCGACUGCUGGGCCACCCCACGCAAGUUUAAGUGCAAGUCUAGCUUUGCAGGCACUCCAAAGAACUGCGAGGUUAAGGACGGCGAUGGAAAUAGUCUCGGCACUGGGGAGGGGGUACUGAUGUAA
Penicillium concentricum is the source of this 375-nucleotide messenger RNA. RefSeq lists its product as uncharacterized. The coding region runs from base 1 to 375 and encodes 124 amino acids. The record is from RefSeq and is a predicted model, not a curated record. NCBI's taxonomy places the organism in Eukaryota, Fungi, Ascomycota, Eurotiomycetes, Eurotiales, Aspergillaceae. The transcript has a single exon.